UUGUCUCCCUUUAGGUGACGCAGUGCCCGAGACGUUAAAAAGUGAGAAUAACGACGUUUUCCUUUUUUUCUCUCGGAUGGCUUGGUGGACUUAAGACAACCUUGUUCUUCUUUCAAACAACUUUUGAUUUGACUUCUUGAUAUAUAUAUCAACUUCUGUUUAUUGAAUUUACAAUUGGUUUUUUUCAUUGACUGGAAAUCGAAUUUAUUGAGAGUUGUGCCGGCAAUCAACUACCAAUUCUCUGUUUUUGGUAGUGAUAGUGGUGGAGUCCGUGUUUUGUUGAUGAUGGCUGAGACUGAAGCAGAAAAUCGACCGGAUUUAAAAACGGACAGUGGUGAUGAAUCAGAUGAUUUAAGUGAAGUUCUCGAAGAAAGUCCUUGUGGGAGGUGGCAGAAGCGUAGAGAAGAAGUUGAACAACGAGAUGUUCCAGGUAUUGAUAGUGCCUUCUUGGCGAUGGAUACAGAGGAGGGAAUGGAAGUCGUAUGGAACGAGGUCCAAUUUUCAGAAAAGAAGAAUUUUAAAGCACAGCAGGAAAAAAUUCGACAAGUUUUUGACAAUUUGAUUCAGUUGGACCAUCCAAAUAUUGUGAAAUUUCAUAAAUACUGGACGGACACGGUUGGAGAAAAGCCUAGGGUUAUUUUCAUUACAGAAUACAUGUCAUCUGGUUCUUUGAAGCAGUUUUUAAAGAAAACCAAAAAGAAUAACAAGACAUUCCCGUUGAAGGGUCACAGUAAAAAAAAACAGGCAUGGAAACGAUGGUGUACUCAGAUCUUAUCAGCACUAAGUUAUCUACAUUCCUGUGACCCACCGAUUAUCCAUGGUAACCUCACCUGUGAUACUAUUUUCAUCCAACACAAUGGACUGGUCAAGAUUGGUUCAGGGUUCUUCUCCAGAUUCUUAUUGGUUGACUUCAUGGUUACAUGGGACUCGUGUGAAGAGCGAGAAAAGGCACUGGUGACAUCAGUCAUGGUUUCCUGUGGUAUUAUCCAUCUGUUCAGAACUGGAUCUUUCUUCGAGAGAAUGUUUGCUCCAGAUGCGAUUCACCACCAUGUGAAAACCUACAGAGAAGACUUGAAAAAUAUGCACUGCAUAGCACCAGAAUAUGAAGGACCUGGUCAAGUGACAACCGCUGUAGAUAUUUAUUCUUUUGGAAUGUGUGCUCUAGAAAUGGCAGCUCUAGAAAUCCAAGGAAAUGGUGAAGCCAAUGUGACACCAGAAGCAAUAAAAUGUACAUUAGAAUCUUUAGAAGACUCCUUACAAAGGGAUUUCAUUAGACGUUGUAUUGAACGAGAUCCUCAGAAAAGGCCAGGAUCCCGUGAACUGCUUUUUCAUGCUGUACUGUUUGAAGUACACUCCUUAAAACUGCUAGCUGGAAACUGCUUUGUAAAAAAUUCUUAUAUUCUCCCAGGCAAUAUGGCAGAAGAAGCAUAUUUACCAAAAACUGAUCCCUCCAAGGUGAUUGCAGAGAUUAACUUCAAAGAACAUGGUUUUAUGCAGUGGAAAUUUAGUCAAGUCGGCUCAAUUGAAUUAGAAAAAUUUUUAGAAGAUGUCCGAAAUGGAAUUUACCCAUUAACUGCCUUUGCAUUACCUCGCCCCCCGCCCUCACGUCCUCGUGCCAUUACUCCUGAACUAGCUGAGUCUGUCAAGUCCGAGACUCCAGAACCUAUGGAUGUUGAAACACGGAUGGUAACCAACAUGGCAUGUCAGAUGCGAAAGCCAGAUGAGAAUUGCAACUUGAAUUUAACUCUUCUACUACGUAUGGACGACAAAAUGAAUCGACAGUUACAGUGUGAGAUCUCUCAAGAGGACAAUGCUUCUACUUUAGCUGAGGAACUGGUACAUUAUGGCUUUAUAAAUGAGUUGGACAAAGACAAGGUAGCAACUUUGAUUGAACAACACUUAAGACAAGGCAGUACCCACAUGAAUGGUCCAAUGUCACCAAUUACUGUUCCUUCAGGCUGAACAUGAACCCAACUUUCAGCAGACAGUUUCAUCCCCCUCCUGUGCCAUUGAUUGUGUCACCAUGUGAUGCGUCAGUACAAACAAACAAACAAAACGUGUACUUCCACUUCAGUUUCUUUUGUUUUAUUAUAAUUAUUACUGUUAUUAUUACGAAGGCCUACUCCCACCACAAAACUCCACUAAUCCAGGUGACACAAUGCUACAUUCACCAUUUUAUUAUUUUUAUGAAGCCCCACUCCUAUCAACAUAACUUUGCUAGUCACCACAUUACUACUACUACUACUACUACUACUACUACUAUUAUUAUUAUUAUUAUUAUUAUUAUUAUUAUUAUUAUUAUUAUUGUAACAGCCAACUCCCACCACUUAUGUCCCUCUUCCUGCUAACCUAAGAUAUUACUACAGUCACCAUAUUUUAUAUAUUAUUAUUAUUAUUAUUAUUAUUAUUAUUAUUGUAACAGCCAACUCCCACCACUUAUGGACAUAAGGCUAAGUCCUCCACAUAAGACCCCCUCCCUUGCCACAUACACACCAUCUAUGUAAGCAUCAAUACUACCUACAGUCACCACAUUUUUUUUUUUUACUAAUCUACCUCUUACAAGGAAUAAAAAAAAAAAUUAAAUGACAUACCAAAGGUGGAUGUGGGGAGUGCUACAACCCUGGCUUGUACAUAUGUGCUGGCUGUGUGUGCUCACUACUUCUUUAUCAUCCCUACCUUCAGCAAUGCCAUUUGCAAACGCUCCAUCAACAUCAUUCACAGUCGACCAGGUCUGCUGCAGCGACUUCAUCGGAUCGUAAACUAUGAUGAUGAUUUCAGAAGCAUCCAGACUUUCAGCGUCCAGUAAUGAAAAGAAAAAGGGAAAAAGUGGGGACUGUAAAAGGCCCCCUAUCUCCUCUGCCUGGAGGCGGUGCCUGUUAUAAAUUUUGUGAGUUUUGAAAACUGUUUCUGACCAUCUGCCGUGAGUAGGUACACACUGCAAGGGACAAGACAUUGCUGAUAAGAGAGACAUAUAAAAGAAACAAGAUGAUGAUGAUGAUUUUAUAUUUCAUUUCAUAAUUAAUUACUAAUAAUAUAAAUUAGUAUGUCUUUUUUAUCUUUA
This is a messenger RNA of Octopus bimaculoides (California two-spot octopus), 3061 nucleotides long. RefSeq names its product nuclear receptor-binding protein. The record is from RefSeq and is a predicted model, not a curated record. Gene Ontology annotation, molecular function: ATP binding; protein kinase activity. Lineage: Eukaryota; Metazoa; Mollusca; Cephalopoda; Octopoda; Octopodidae. Gene Ontology annotation, biological process: protein phosphorylation.